GGCUAUUCUGAAAUAAUCGUAAAAUCUGUCAAACAUAAACAUGUCAACCAUGUCCAUGCUAUUGAAAAACGACAACAGAGAGGAGCUCAUGCUACUUGUUAGCAUGCAGGCAUUGGUCAGAGGGACCCUGAUUAGGAAAUCGUUAAUGGAGCUGAGAGCAGAGUUUGAAGAAAUCAACAAAGAACUUGAAGGAGGAGCUUCCGCUAGAGUGUCCACUGAUUGGCCAGCAAAUACACCCUGUAGACCAAGGUUCAAAUCAGCUAAGGAGGACAGUGAUAUACUGCAGAGACUAGCCGAGAAAGGCUGGUGCAAACUGCAACCUUCACAUCAAUCUGAACAGUCAGGGGGUACAAAGGGUGAUGCAGCGUCCCAACAGUAUUCAUCCGACUUCCAGUCAAGAUCGUCUUCAUCAUCAUUGGAGGAGUCUGUGCAAUCAUCUUCUGUGGGUUCCUCAUUACCACCUGGUGCAGGUGCAGAGGGAGAUAGGCCUAGUGCACAAAGUCACUCAGAGAAUUCCCAUGUAGAUUAUGAAGGUUUAACUGAUGUUCAGUCUCCUGUUACAUCAAUAAAGGAAACAACAGAAAAUACACAACCAUUAGAACAAACAAUAAACAUGCGAGAACAACUUAAAGAGAAUCCAGAUGCUUCCAAAUCUUUUUCAUCUGCACGAUCUGAUAGGGGAACCGAGCCGAAUGGGGAAAGAGAAUCCCCUUUUAAGUCGGGACAUGGAGUGGAAUCUAUCUCGGCGGAAACACUUGAUGCAAGGGGUGAGAGUGAGAGAAGUAGGGGCACUGAAGAAGAUGAGGAUCAUGCUCCAGUCAGAGGGGGUUACCAUGGUGAGAAGAUGAUGCAUAGACAGAGCUUAAAUGAAACUGAAUUCACCCUGGUGUCUUCCGUGGAGGCAUCUUCUGUUCAUCUGUCAUCCUUGGACGAUGAGAGUGUUUCUGGAAAUGCUGUCCUUGAGGACGAACGACUUGAGUAUGGUGGUGUUGAAACGACAUCAAAGAGCGAGGUCAUGGAGGAUUUAGACCAAGAUGAAAGUGAACUUGGAGUUCUUUUGUCAUCAACAAGUCUUGGGGAUCAGUCUUCUUCUAAUCAAUAUAACGGCUCAGCAGCAGCAGAUGUUGAUGCAAAAAGGGAUGGCAGUGAGGAGUUAGAUAGUGAGGGACAAGAGGACCAGAUCAGGCAGAGGUCAUCUGCGGGCCACAAUGGACCCCAACAAUCAUCACCACAAAGGUCCAAGGCCGAUUCAUCACCCCUUGUUCCCGUCUUCCACCAGUCAUCAAACGGUGAAGGACAAGCUUUGCACUCACAAACCAUGAGCAGUCUCCCACAUGAUGAAGAGAGGCCAUCUCUGCUACGCACAUGUAGUCAGCAGACCAGCCUGAGCCAAGGAAACAGAAUGGAAUCAAAGGGAUCUAAACAUGUUGACCCUAAACAAAAGCAAAGCACAGUGACCUCUGAGGGGUCAAUUGGAAGGUCGUUAGGCGCCAUGGGAGUUGAUCCUGAUCACAGCAGGCAAAGUUCAAUGCAGGAUGAUCAUCGAGUGAGUGACCUUGAUGCAUCUGUAGCUGCAGACAUGACCUCCAUUUGGAGCACAGACCUGUCUGGUAUCGAUGAUGAACAAGUGCCACAGAGAGAUGAAGCAAAGCUGAAAGAGAUGAGAAACAACAUGGCCAUGGAGUUGCUGUGGAUACAGCAAGCCAUUGAAAGCAGGAAGAAUUAUCUGAGGCUAAAGAGCAAGAUGACCUGCAGCGACGCAACAGAUCAGUGAUGACCUGCCAGCGACACAGAGGGCAGCAGACAGAACAGAUCAGUGAUGACUUGCCAGUGACACAGAGGGCAGUAGACAGAACAGAUCAGUGAUGACUUGCCAGUAGUGGACACAGAGGGCAGCAGCACAGUCAAGACCAAGCUCUCCAACAUCAAAAGGUAGCCGAUUUUCUAACCAUGGAAUAAUAGGAAUGUAGACACAAACAUAAUAGGUUUCCAAUGUUUAAAUAGAAUAACAAAGUGCCACCAGGCUUUAUGAUGAUGAUACUUUCUUAGCACAUUCAUUGAUCAUGCCAAGCAUGGAAGACUACAGAAAGAGAAAAUAAUGUGUUUGUUUUGUUGGAUUGUUUUACCUGACUGCUAAGAAAACAUAUGUAUGCAACCAGUGGACCAACGUCUUUUAGUCCUCUCUGAGGAACUUGGUAAUGAGGGUUAAUGCCUUCAUAAAGGAUACUAGCGCAUUGACUUGGUUUUGAACCCGGGAUGUCCCGGUAACAAGACCACUGCUCUUCCACUGAACCGUAGCACUGAACCAAACAGGCCUGAUAAAAACCUGAUUUUAAUCGGUUUUCCAAUUU
Molecule: messenger RNA, 2351 nt
Organism: Strongylocentrotus purpuratus (purple sea urchin)
Lineage: Eukaryota; Metazoa; Echinodermata; Echinoidea; Camarodonta; Strongylocentrotidae
Exons: 6
Coding region: 41-1774 (577 amino acids)
Molecular function (GO): protein binding
Source: RefSeq, a predicted model, not a curated record